GGGGAAAUCUGAAUAAUGCUGGAUAUUAUAUAUUAGGGGAUCGUUGAUUUUCUUGCCUGUAAUGAUGUUAAUUUGGAGAAUAUUCUUAUUAAAGGAUGCAUAUAGAAAUAUUUAGAAUAGAGUGUUUUGAUGUUUACAACUUUCAAAAAAUUGUUUUUCAGUAGGUGGUAUAUAGAGAGAAGGCAAACGUACCAGCGUUAAUAAUAUUGAGUCCAGAUGAAGGAUACAGGUAUAUUGUACCAUUCUUUAAACUUUACUGUUUGAUAUUUUCAAAUAAAACGUUUGGGCCAAAAUUAGCAGGGCUUUCUGCAGAUUAGUGCUUUAUAGCUUCAGACUCCCGGGUGCGCUCCUCGCUUAACUGCCCCGCCUGGGGAAAUCUUCCCUGAGGCUCAGUGUCACAGUCCAUCUGCAACCUCAGUCUAGACGCCCUUGCUCCCCAUUCCUGGUCUAGAGCGGUAUCGGACACCCAUCGAGAAGAAAGCACCUCCGAGAUGCCUAGAGAGGACAUCCUGACGAGUUGGGAAGCCGGAAGCCCAUUUCGAGGCACUUCCUGUCCAGUCAUUGUUCUCGCGCCGCCGGUAGGUGUAAAUUGGAUCGCUGGCCUUCUACUCCAGAACCUGCGAGCUCUGUCUGGAUCUCUUCUCGGCGCACGUAGACGAUACUCAUCCUGGCCCAGGGGAGAAACUCAAGAAGAAGCUGUUGAAACUUAAAAAUUAGAUGGGGCCUGACUUCUGCUGGGCAGCCCCCAGCUAUUGGAGUUCCCCUGCUGAGCAGAGAAGAUGACUGCAGAAUUGAGAGAGGCUAUUGCCCUGGCCCCUUGGGGCCCAGUGACAGUGAAAAAGGAAGAGGACGAGGAGGAGAACUUCCUAGGUCAGGCAUCCAGCCAGCAAGUGCACUCUGAGAACAUCAAGGUCUGGGCUCCUGGGGAGGGUCCUCAGACAGGCCUUGAUGUAUCAGAACAGGAGGAAAAGGGUCCAAACAUGUUCUGGGACAUGGCUAUGAUUCUGAAAGCAACGAAGGAGGUGCCUGCUGCUUCAAGCCUUGGCAGCUACUCGUUACCAGGGACUCUGGCCAAGAGUGAGAUAAUGGAGACUUAUGGGAACAUGGCUUCUCUAGUUGCUGAAACUAAGAACCCACAGUUACUGGUUCCAAAAACGGAGAUAUGUGAUGAAACAGAAAAACCCUUCAUAAUAUCAGGAAGAAUCCAGAAAGUUGACCCUCAAGGACCUGAGUUUGGAGAAGCCAGUGAAAAAGGGAACAUAAAGAGGCAGAGAAUCAAGAGGGAAAAGAGAGAUUUCAGACAAGUGACAGUGAAGGACUGUCAUGUACCUGAAAGUUUUAAAGAAGAGGAAGACCAGAAAUAUCAGAAAUCUGGGGAAAGAUAUAGUCUAAGUUCUGGCUCUAUUAAAAACCAGAAAAGCCAGCCUGGGCAGAAACCUUUUACAUGUAGUGUGUGUGGGAAAGGCUUUAGUCAGAGUGCAAACCUUGUAGUACAUCAACGAAUACACACUGGGGAGAAACCCUUCGAGUGCCAUGAGUGUGGGAAGGCCUUCAUUCAGAGUGCUAACCUUGUUGUGCAUCAGCGAAUCCACACUGGACAGAAACCGUAUGUUUGUUCAAAAUGUGGGAAAGCCUUUACUCAGAGUUCCAAUCUGACUGUACAUCAAAAAAUCCACUCCUUAGAAAAAACCUUUAAGUGCAGUGAAUGUGAAAAGGCCUUCAGUUACAGCUCACAACUUGCUCGGCACCAGAAAGUCCACAUUACAGAAAAAUGUUAUGAAUGUAAUGAGUGUGGAAAAACAUUUACUCGGAGCUCAAACCUUAUUGUUCAUCAGAGGAUCCAUACCGGGGAGAAGCCUUUUGCCUGUAAUGAUUGUGGCAAAGCUUUCACCCAGAGUGCAAAUCUUAUUGUGCAUCAGCGAAGCCAUACUGUUCAAAGCUAUUGGAAUAUGAAAACUUUUAGAAGGCUGAGGAAACUGGCUAAGCCAUACCUGGAAGCUUUUAAAGUCUCCUCUUUAUUCCUGAUAUACUCAAUUCCCAGAAGUACUCAAUGGGAUUUUUCAAUCUAGCGACUCAGGUACUUCUACUCUUGGAAAUUUUCUUGUGUUACUUAUGUAACAGUUCCCCCUUUCUGUUUUUUUUUUUUUUUUUUCUGUUUUUAAUCUUCUUGAAAUUUCUUUCGAUCACAUGUUGUACUUUGUGUGUUGAUCCUCAACUACUUGUUCCUUGCCUUGUGCCAUUUUCUGGGAGCAUACCUUGAUUAUUUUUCAACCUUUCUAGUGAAUGUUUUUACUUCAGCAGUAAUUAGUUUAACUUCUAAGAGCCUUUUCUUGUUUUCUGUUUGUUCCUUCUUUGUAGUCUACUCUUCUCACUUUAGAGAUACCUCUCAAAUCUGAGUAUUCUAAUUAGAAAAGUCUCUUUUGUCACCUGAAUGAUCUCACUCAUUCAUGCCCUUGCCCCUGGGUCCUUUUUUCUCUUUAUCACACUUUCACUGGAGACUUUCCUCAAAUAUGUUGUGAUUCUUACUGAUAAAUCAGCAUAUAUACACAUAUACAUAAAUCUGUGUGUGUGUGUGUAUGUGUAUCAAAAACUCAAAUGAGACCUCUGUGUAGUGAUUGGUGAGGAGCAAGCUGUUUCCCUGGAAACCUCUAAAUGCCAGAAUACAGAAGUCUUUUGUAUGGGCUGUUAAAUUUCUCUAGUAAAAAAAUCCUUUGAUGUUUUUGUCUGGGGUUGCUAUGAGUGCUACUGUAGGAGUGGGGGAGAAGAGAAUCAAGUGUUAAUUACAGACUUUGAGUUAAUGCCAAUUUUAAGCCCUUCUCUCUCUUCCAGCCUUCAUGUGUCUGGGAGUUCCAGGCUCCAGGCCGCUUGGCUCUGGCAGGGUAGGUCUCCUGCCUCUUUCCACUCCAUUGCCCUUGAAGUGUUCCCUGCUGUGACCACCCAGCUUUAUCAGUUACCACUUCAUCUAUUUCCCAUCUUCUAGAAAAUUUUCCCCAUAUCCCAUCAGUGUUAUUUAAACCAUUUUAAUCCAUUAUCAUUUCAGGGGAAGCUAAACCAUUUUAAAAAGAAUGUUGGUAUACUUUGGUACAGUAGUACUACCUUUAGAAAGCUAUCCCAAAAGAUGAGUAUUUUGACAAUGAUACUGUUAUUUGUCAGGGUUAUUAAUCUACAAAAGGUGUAAAUGGAACCCAAGUGACUAGAAAUGAUUAAAUUACAAUACGAUGGAAUAUAAUGUAACCACUAAAAAAAAAAUUUAAAGAAUGUUAAGUCAUACAAAAUAUUCUCCAUAUUAAAUGAAAAAUGCAAAGUACAAAGUUAAAUGGUGUGUAUAGAAAACCCAGUUUUCUUAAAUGUACAUGCAUAGAAAUCAGUCCAUCAGAUGUUAACAGUAGUUAAAUUUUCCACAUUGUCUGCAUUUUCUACAAUAAGCCUGAAUUACUUUCAUGAUCAGGAGGGGAAAAGUUAAUAAAAGAAAGUGGAGUGGGCAGUAGGGAGCCACAGUAUAAAGGACUGGGAAAAUAAAAUGCUCAGUUACCUCCAAGAACCAGGAGUUCCACCAGGGAAUAAUGUCACCCUGGUGUUUGGCAGACGGUUGUGCUGGAGUGUGGUGGCUAGGCGGGUAAGGGAAGAAAGGAGUCCUGGAGGCCACAUGGACAGCUUGUCAGAGGCUGAGAGACCACUGGGAUUCUGACCCAGGUGGUGGGAUGGGGCCAGAGAAGGGACAGAUGGAUGAGCAGGCCUUAGGGGCAUGAAGGAUCAAGUAGCAAAUUCCCAAACCAGAAAUCUGGGCCUCUGCACCCUGAUGAGACAUGACCUGUGACAGAUGGGGCCUGGCUCAGGCCUGAGAGGCCCCGGUCCCAUUGUGUCUCUCUCGGGCUCCCUGUGUGCACAGUGGCUGACACCUCUGUAAUGCUGGGAGAGAGGUUGGGGAAGGCAGCCCAAGUCCUAGCAGGCCACCCAAGUCCUAGCAGGCCAGUAGCAAGGUUGUAACCACCCCAUUAGUUGAGGGGUUCCUGUGUUCUAGGCAUAGUGCUGAAUGCCACAUGUUCCUUAUCUUAUUUACUCCUCUCCUGAGGUGGGAAGUUCUCUGAUGACCCCCAUUUGCAAAGCUAGUAGUCACAGUCAGAAUAACUGAGGCUAACUAAGCCUGUGCCCCUUUCUCUCAAGGUCCUUUCUCAUUGUACCCCCAUCUUAAAAGUUGCAGCAAUGAAGAGUAAGUUUCCCUCCCAGGCUGGAGUACCCCAAGUAGGAUAACUGUUAUAAAGAAAUUUGAGGAUCUUUCCAGAGAUAGCCCAUGCAUUUACAAUCUUAUGUGUCCCCUUCCAGCACACAGGCACAGACACUCUCUCUACACCUUGGUUUUUUUCACUUAGUGUGUCUUAUAGCUGGUUCUGUAUUAGCCUGUAAGAUCUACCUCAUUUUAUUUUCACUGCUGUGUGAUAUUCCACUGUAUGAAUGUACACACAUCAUGUAGUGUGCCCUAUUACACACAGUGCCAUGCUGAAUAUACCAACACACCAUCCUUGGUAUUUGUGCAACUUCGCCUGCAGGAUAAAUUGUUAAAGGGUAGGUGCAUUUGGUAUUUUGAUAGAAAGUGUGAAUGUGGUUCCCAGUAAGUGUAUAGACAUGUCCAUUUCCCCAAGUCAUCCUUAAAACUAGUUUUUGAUCUGAUAAAAGUGCCCUCAUUUUGAUUUGCAUUCAAUUAUGAAUGAAACUGGAAAUCGUGUCUCGUGUUUAAAAAUUGUGUAUUUUUUUUCUGUGAAUUUCCUGUUCAUGUUCUUUAGCAGUUCUGUUGGGUUGUUGAUCCAUUUAAGAAUUUAUUUGUACAAACUCUGUAGUAAGGAAAUUAUGGUGUAUAUUUGCCAUAUAUGUUGCAAAUAUUUCCCCUAGUUUAUAAGUAGUACUUUAAUUUUUGCUGUAUUGAAGUAAAAUCAGAGACUUCUCUCAAGGGGAUUGUCCCAUUAUUUCACCAAGUCCUUUGAAAUGGGUCCACUUAAAAUUAGUUUUGGAAUAAGGACUGAGUUGGGUCCUGACCCCGCUGCCCGCCCCUUUUCCUGGAGAGUCGGGCCGGAGGAACCCAGCAGAACCACAAAGAUGAAGACACCUCCCGCUUCCUAGAGCUGCCGGGCAGUGCCUGCUGCCGGUGAUUCCCCCGGGCGGGUUCACAGAGCGGCGCCUGACGUGGGC
Molecule: messenger RNA, 5184 nt
Organism: Manis pentadactyla (Chinese pangolin)
Lineage: Eukaryota; Metazoa; Chordata; Mammalia; Pholidota; Manidae
Gene: ZNF35
Product: zinc finger protein 35
Exons: 6
Coding region: 780-2069 (429 amino acids)
Biological process (GO): regulation of transcription by RNA polymerase II
Molecular function (GO): DNA-binding transcription factor activity, RNA polymerase II-specific; RNA polymerase II cis-regulatory region sequence-specific DNA binding
Source: RefSeq, a predicted model, not a curated record